AUGGAGGUCGCCGAGAGCAGAGAACAAGCCUCCGUUGGUCCGACCACGGGGGCGGACUCCAGCAUUGCCAAUGGCGAGCGGAAUCCGUACCUGGACGACCCUCUCAUGGACGAUGGACGCUCAAGUAGCUUGAGUGAGAUUGAUGACGUUUCCGACGACGAGCCGUCGGACCUCGACGAGGACCUCGUCGAACCAGAGAAGUCUUCGGUGCUAGAGAAUGACUCGGAAGCCGAGACCGAGCGCAUCGAGGACUCCCCACAACACUUUCGAAAACGAGACAUUGUGGUGAGCGCGGGGAGCGUUGGGCCUAGUCCCAGCAAGCUUCACCAGUCCACCACGCUCGAUGAUUUCGACGACGAAACGCCUCUGGCGGACGAUUCGCCCACCAAAACUCGCUCUUCCAAAAAUAACGGUAUCACCGACGAUGACCCCGACCUAGAUGACUCCGAGCUUCCUGAUAGCGUCAGCAAGAAACGAAAACGCGUCGACGUGGGUGACGACACCGGAACCGAAGUCGGCGACGAAGAAGAGCCUCUCAAAAAACGCCGUAGCUCGAUCAAGAGCGAUCUGAGUGACCCGAUCGACGAUGAUACCCCGCUAUCGCCGGAGCCGAUCGAAGAUCCCAUUGUCGCGAACGAGGACGACACGCUCGCCGACGAUGUCCCCGAGUUAGACCUUCCCAUCGCACAGCCCAGCACCAAGAAGAGUAAAAGGGCCAAGCGAAAAGGAGGACGAAGAGCGCGAGAUGUGGAUGAAGAUACUGAAACAGGUGGUGCUGAGACGGCAGCAGACGACGUCGUUGAUGAGAACCUUGGAGAAGACGAGGAGACUGCGGAACGUGUCGACGAGGCUGACGAUACUGAGACCGCGGCCAAAGCGGAAGAAGAGUCUGCGAAGAAGAUGUCUGCCAUGGAGUCCUUGGCGACACUAGAGAAGGAGUUCGCAACAUUGCGUGACAAGAUUUACGAUGAACGGAUAUCCAAGCUGAAUCGCGAAUUGGAGAUGCUGACUGGACCAAAACCCACCCAUCCCGAGUACCUGCGACAGGUCGAGUGUGUGCAACGUUACCGGGAUGCCAAGAUCAAAUAUGAGCACACCUUGUUCCAAUACCGAUUGAAGUCACUGUUGAACAAGGGGCUGGCGGAACGAUCCCAGGCGCACAGCACAUAUUUCCAGCGCAUCCGAGACGUGCGGGAACGGCACUCGAGUGCGAUGAGCAAACAAUUCUAUGCGAUCCAACACGAUCGCUUCAAGACUGACGAGCUCAGCCCGCACCAUAUCAUUCCCUUCCCGACCCGCCGAUCGCAGCAGAUCUCACAUCAAACCGCGUAUAACCAUGAGGUAUCUGUCAUGGCUGGUGUCGCAAAGUAUGUCGGCUUCCCAGCUGCACCGACCUUGCUUGGGGCGCGUCCUUCGGAGUUGGAUGAUGAUCUAGAGAAGAUGGGGAUAUCUGUCGAAUCUCGAGUCUCAGCGCCGCGGCCUUCAACAUUACAGCCCCGGGUGGCCAUGUCGUCCAUGUCCUCUAAUGUGUUUCGCACCGCUGCCGAGGAAGCGUUUCUGGAACAAACACCGUGGGCCAACCCGCAGCACCCAAUCCAUCAACAACAGAUGCAGCAGCAGGCACAACGACCGCAGGCAUCAUCAUAUACUACUCCCGCGGCGCAAAAGCGAGUAGUGGACAUCAAUGCGCCAAACGGAUCGGCAUCGACCAUUCCCGAAAAUCCCUCUGCCGCGAACUCCUCGGCGAACAAUACGCCAUACGGCACGGAACAGGAGCCUCGACAACCGCAGGGACCCUUCAGUAACCCGGAUUAUGACGCCGAGCGUAAACCCGGGUAUCGAGAUCCAAGCUCUUCCCCGCUGGACGUGCGAAAACCCCAACCACAUCCGAGUCACGCCUUUGUCGAAGGCUCCACCCGCAACCCCAUCUUCUCCCCACCUCCCGCUCGACCAGGCCUCUUUCAACCGUCUAGCAGCAUGAAGCGGGAUACGUCGCCAUCGCUCCCACCCAAACCCGUCGAUUCAGUCCAUUAUCGCCCUCAUCAAUCCGCGGGAAUCUCCACUGGGUCUGGCUCGAACCACAUGUCGGCCCGGUAA
Molecule: messenger RNA, 2097 nt
Organism: Penicillium lagena
Lineage: Eukaryota; Fungi; Ascomycota; Eurotiomycetes; Eurotiales; Aspergillaceae
Exons: 4
Coding region: 1-2097 (698 amino acids)
Biological process (GO): negative regulation of transcription by RNA polymerase II
Cellular component (GO): Sin3-type complex
Molecular function (GO): histone deacetylase binding
Source: RefSeq, a predicted model, not a curated record